AUGCUCACCAUCGACACAAACCGGCCGCCAAUCUACUCCCCUACGCUGCGUAAAUGGCUCCACCAAUACCGCGAACCUACAGCUGACCAAGACCACACCCUCCAUGCCAUCACCCCACCCGCUACCAUCCUCCCGCGCUCAUACCACCCUACCGACACCUCCCGCCCGGGGAUCAAAUACCUAGACCGUGACUGGUGGUACCGGUGCCUCGCGCAAGACGCGCCCGAGACCGGCGCCGCCGUGGGCCACAUCGAUGCCCUCCUCGCCGAGAGCCAAGUCGUCACGACACAUGCCGAGAUCCUGGACCCCACCAUCGGGACCCUUCUCGCCUUCGGGGGCGCGCUCGACGAGCAGCGCACUGGGCGCUUUACCGAGACGGCGGUGGUGGCGAUGGGGGCCGUGGGGAGUGAGGUCGGGAUUGGCAGUGUCGUUGAGGGGUGGCGGGGUGUGGAGGACGCGAAGGGGGUGGGCGUGGGCGUGCUGGGUAUGUCGGGCAUGGAGAAAGUGGUGGAGUGCGGCGCGAGGGUGAGGCAGGUUUGUACAGCGGGGAUGAGGGAUGGGGAGUUGAAAUCGAACAUGGCGGUGCGCACGGCGAGCAGCACGAUGCUUUUCCGGCAGCGGCGGUUGGAAGUGCCAUUGCCGGGGCAGACAACGCGGCUUGCGGCAAUCCCGCUGGCGAGUGUGGCUAGCGGGACGGGGAAGAGGGCGCACGCCCAUGUCGCGUUUAAUCCGUGGUACGAGAAGCAGUUCGGCAUCAUUGACGAGGGCGGCCGGUGGCGAGUCUACGAUCUUGAGGGCGCGCAGGCAAGGGAUUGGCGCAUCAGGUCGAAUGUGAAGGUGGUGGAGAUGGGGAAGGGAUAUGUGGGCGCGGAGGGCGGUACUGGGUGGGGUAGACUGCUGUGGGGCGCUGAUGUGAACAGUGUGAUUGCGUGUGACCGCAAGAGGGCGGGACUGUUUGAUAUCAGGAACAUCCCCUCCACACGAGCAGAUAUCACCAUCCCCGUCUACCAAGGCAUCGACCAGGGCUAUGUCCUCGACCUCCAGCGCGGCCCCGAAAGCGCCAGCCAAACCAACGAUGUCUUCCUCCUCACCUCCGCCACCCUGACAUGGCUCGACCUCCGUCACUCCGCAAAGCCCAUCAUGAGUCUCCCGCACUACCGCAACCAGAACGACAUCUCCCUCGCCAUGAGUCUCCUGCAGAUCGACCGCACAACCAUGAACGCACUACUCUACUCGCGCCUCAACCACCUCAUCACCUCCUUCCGCUUCGAUCACAACACCGUAGAGAACUUCCCCAUCACGCUCGGCCGCCCCACCACCGUGUCCGGCCUCGUCCCCCGUGACGCCUCAGCGCCCGUCCAGCUCGGCCUCACAGUAAACCGGUGCCUGCUCAAGCAGCGCGGACAGACGGACGAGAAAGGAGAGGAAUACCUCUCCGAUGAGAACCUCCGCUUCUUCACGGCCUUCAGCACAGGUCCAGAACUAGAGAUCACACAGCGCGUAUACAGCAACAAGGACCUCUCCAUCACGCUACACCCCGACCGUGGCCGAGAGGUAAAGAGCGCAUACGCUAUCCCUCCCACCGCCGAACCCGACUCCGACAACGAAGACGCCCCCCCCGAGCCCCAUCCCGCAGAGGUCAGAGUCGGCUUCCGCGCCCUCUACAAACACGCCUUUCCACGCUCUGAUCCGACGCUGCGCACCGCGUCUGAGGACGACCCGGAAAACUCCAUCGCGGCGACAACAGCCCGCCUCAAAACAGCACUGACGGACCGUCUCGCGCGCGGCGACCUUGGUAUUAUCACGCUGCUCAACCUGCACCGUCCCGGCAUGCUCUACGACAGUUUAGACGUCUUCCAAACCUCCAUCCACACCCUCCUCACCACCGACCCCGAUCUCACCCCCUACCAGCUCCGCACCCUCCUCCCCUCCCCCCGCGCCACCACCGCCGACGACUUCCUCGCCACCACAGAUACAACAGACCCACCUAGCAUCAGCAUAGAACAAACAUACAACUGCAUCCUCAACGCGUGGGUCACCCCGCUCCCGGAACACACGCCCCCGCGGGUGCGCCUGCGCAGGGAACGCCUCUCCCGCGCGCUCGCAACAGACCUCUUCCUCUCCACGCUCGGCGUCAACCUGCAACCGCAGACAGUGCCGCCAGACCCCGAGCACCUCCUCGGCAUCCGCACCUACGCCAACGUCUCCGCGCGCAUCACGCUGCCCGACAACCUUGCGGGCGUGCUGGGGAAGUGGGUGGUGGGCGAGGACCCAGACGAGGUCGAGUAUGCGCCGGACGAGGAGGACGAAGCGGCGAGGGCGCGGAGAAGAAGGAAGAAGAAGCAGCAGAGGAAGGCCAGGGAGGGGGAUGACGUGGGGAGGCUGAGGGGGGAGGUGGAGAGUUGGAGUCUGGGGACGGGGUCGCAGCCGCCGGCGGUGGUGGUGGCGGCGACGCAGGGGAGUAGUCAGGUGGUGGGGCUGGCGAGUAGUCAGGCGGGGCCUGGGGUGAUGAGUCAGGUUGAGAGGGGGCGGCAUGGGGGAAGGCAGCCGGUGGGGAGGAAGAAGAGGAGGACGGGGUUUUAG
Morchella sextelata is the source of this 2583-nucleotide messenger RNA. RefSeq lists its product as uncharacterized. Gene Ontology annotation, biological process: nucleolar large rRNA transcription by RNA polymerase I. The record is from RefSeq and is a predicted model, not a curated record. Gene Ontology annotation, molecular function: RNA polymerase I transcription regulatory region sequence-specific DNA binding; RNA polymerase I general transcription initiation factor binding. Lineage: Eukaryota; Fungi; Ascomycota; Pezizomycetes; Pezizales; Morchellaceae. Bases 1 to 2583 code for a protein of 860 amino acids. The transcript is spliced from 4 exons. Gene Ontology annotation, cellular component: RNA polymerase I core factor complex.